Molecule: messenger RNA, 2312 nt
Organism: Umbelopsis ramanniana AG
Lineage: Eukaryota; Fungi; Mucoromycota; Umbelopsidomycetes; Umbelopsidales; Umbelopsidaceae
Exons: 2
Coding region: 172-2187 (671 amino acids)
Biological process (GO): autophagy; protein autophosphorylation; autophagosome organization
Cellular component (GO): cytoplasm; autophagosome
Molecular function (GO): ATP binding; protein serine/threonine kinase activity
Source: RefSeq, a predicted model, not a curated record
CCAACCUUUUCCUUUCUCUUUCUCUGCCAAAAAAAAAAAGUUCAAAAAAAAUAAUAGUAUAAGAAUCACCAGAAAGAGCACAUCUCUUCCCCGUCUGAUCUGCACCAUCCUGUCUCUUUCAUCCAGUUGGGUCUCCCCCAUUCGAACCCCCCCAAGCUCUGACUACUUCUAAUGUCCGCCAACCCUCCUCUUCCCUUCAGCCUCGGGUCAGUCAUAACCGAUACACAAAAAGGACUGAACCUCCGACUCAUAGAAGCUUUGGGAAGUGGGAGCUAUGCUAUAGUUUAUAAAGCGCAAGCGCUUCAUGAUGGGCAAUUUUACGCUCUAAAAUGUAUAAGCAAAAUGGAUAUAUCGAACGAGGACUUGGAGGUGCAGAAGCAGGAAAUCGAAAUACAUCGCUCACUCGUAAAAAGCUCCCGUAUUGCUCGCCUAGUCAGUCAUUUCGAAACUGAGCAAUACUUGUUCCUUCUGCUGGAAUAUAUUCAAGGCAUGGAUCUUUACUGGUGGAUCCUUCACAAAAAUGAUCAUUAUGACUCUGCAACCGGCAGAAAGCUGGAUACUUUGGAACGUCUGACCGUUCUCUCCAAUUUAUUUGUACAGUGUUUGGAAGCUGUUCAUUUUAUUCAUACCAAGAAAAUCGCCCAUCGGGACCUGAAACCAGAGAAUUUCUUGAUCACCUUAGACCAAACCAUCAAGCUGAUAGACUUUGGUCUGGCUACCACUGAACACUAUCCCACUGAUUUUGACUGUGGCAGUAAGCCCUAUAUGAGCUUCGAAUGUCAUAAUCCUGACAAUCCUCACUAUGAUGCUUUUCAAGCCGAUAUCUGGUCUCUUGGUAUUAUAUUUAUCAAUCUAUUCUGGCAUCGCUCUCCUUGGUCUCGGCCCGACAAUUCGUGCCCAGCCUACAAAUCCUUUACACAACAUCCCACCGACUUCUUAGUAGAGCGGUUCGAUGGCAUGUCUAGGUCUGUGGCCACUUUCCUAGCCGACCGAGUUUUUUGUUCCGAAAAGAAAGGCCGAGUCAAAAUCGCAGAGUGGAAAGCAUGGUGUAAAAAUCUGGUGAAACUACUUUCAGACGACACUUCCAACCGACCUACUACACCAAAGAAAACAAUCGGAUUCUUACCCUUGACUAUCAGUCUAUCAACCGUCAGAAACAAUUCAGCAAAGUCCAAGGAAUCGGCUCUAUCGGCCAGAUUGCGUCGAUCCAGUUUCUUUUCUAUGUUACCGCCUUCUCCCAUGUCAUCACCAGGCAAGCGUGGUCAUGAAAGCAGCGACACUUACUUCUCACCUCGUAUUGACCAUCAGCAUAGCAAGUCUUGGUCUCAGGAACUCGACUUUGAUACUGAGGAGGGCGAGAUGGAUUUCUCCGAACCUAUCUCUUUUGCUGAUAAGAAUACACCGCAAACUAGCGAAGAUGAAACCAAAAAAGAAGGUCAAGACGAUAACGACAGCGGAUUUGGUUCAGAUGAACCCGAUAGUACGGCUCCUCAAAGCUUUCUUAGUACAAGCCCUAGUUCACCUGCCGCACCGGCGUCCAGUGAUGAACAGCAACCGAUUAAAACCGUACCAAAAUACAUCCCACCUGCCAAGCGCAGGAACCAUAUACCCACAUUGGACAUGCGUGGUUCUUCCAAGCGAUACUCUACAUCGUCGACUCAAACAGCUCAACCCUCUUCAGUCGGUGGCCAAGGGUAUCAUGUUGGAGCACAUCAACGUCGACCUUUUGCUCCCCCUCAACCGACUUGGCGACACAAGAAUCAGCAGCAACAGCGCUAUGAACCAUGGCAAAAGUCCAACGUCAGUCAUUCACUUACGAAAGGCAUGCGCAACCCUCCUCCUCCUCCUUCCUUCUUAAAGACCAACGACAAGAUACCCGUGUAUCCUCCAGAUGUCCCUGUAUAUACACCUCCUCAUCGAACAUUCAAACCUUUGACUUCAGCUUCGGUAUCUGUUUUCAACGAUCGCAUGCCAGGCAUGACUACUCACAAGAGUUUAGCUGACUCGUCGUCUGUUCUACAAGACUACAAACCAGCCGUGGAUGACAUGGAAAUGUCAGAAAUGGAUGUGGUGUUUGGCGAAACCCAAAUCACCCCAUCUGUUGAACGCAGGAAUCAUUUGACGAAAGGCGCUAUUAGCGAUUUUGGCAAGCUGUUACGCAGUAUUGCCCGCGAUCGUAGUCAAUAAACUCCUUAAGGUGAAAGUGUUAUAUAACACACAAGUCCAUCUCACCGAUUUAUGCUCCAACAUGUUUACCAUUGUGAUAUGAUCCAUGUAUGUUUGGUCAGUGAUGCGAUAUUUAAACAGGUUUA